AGAUGGCGAUAGGCAGAGCCAGCACUCAAAUUAUACAGGCACAGUGGAAGGAUGUCGCCAGCGAAGCAGCUCUCAACGGCAAUAUUCCUUGUUUUGAUUAUUGUAGUGCUGGCAGACUUGCCGGUUGUAGUUUCCGGUGCCGGUGAAGUCCGCAGAGCUGACUUCCCUGAUACUUUCGUUUUUGGUGCCGGUUCUUCUGCUUAUCAAGUUGAAGGAGCAGCAUUUGAAGAUGGAAGGAUGCCUAGCAUUUGGGACACCUUUGCUCAUGCUGGUAUUUAUGGAGGAGCCAACGCAGAUGUAUCUUGUGACGCAUACCACAAAUACAAGGAAGAUGUAAAACUCAUGGCUGAUACGGGGUUGGAAGGGUACAGAUUUUCCAUUUCGUGGUCGAGACUUAUUCCCGAUGGAAGAGGUCCUAUUAAUCCUAAAGGAUUACAGUAUUACAACAAUCUCAUCGAUGAACUCCUCAGUCAUGGAAUUCAACCACAUGUUACUUUAUGUCACAGUGAUCUACCACAAGCACUUGAAGAUGAAUAUGGGGGAUGGAUGAGUCGAAAGAUAAUCGAUGACUUCACUGCCUAUGCGGAUGUGUGCUUCAAGGAAUUUGGUGACAGGGUUUUGUAUUGGACUACCUUAAAUGAAGUCAAUGUGUUCACUAUAGGUGGUUAUGAUAAUGGGUUAACACCCCCAAAUCAUUGUUCUCCACCUUCCGGAAUUAGACCCUGUUCCAUAGGUAACUCUUCAACCGAGCCAUACAUAGUAGCUCAUAAUAUACUACUCGCCCAUUCAGCUGCCGUGAGACUAUACAGGAGAAAGUACAAGGUAUCCCCUUUAAACAUCAUAUCAAAUAAUCUCUGCGAAAUUAAUAGUGUACUAAAGCCCCAAAUUUUUGCUAAUAGUGUGCAUGUUCCAAUGCAGUCAACUCAACAUGGUUUUGUGGGAUUAAAUCUCUUUGCAUAUCGGCCUCUUCCUUAUACAAAUACAACAGCUGAUACAAUUGCAGUACAACGAGUUUAUGAUUUUUACAUAGGCUGGUUUGCCAAUCCCUUAAUGUUUGGCGACUAUCCUGACAUAAUGAAGAGGAAUGUUGGCUCUAGAUUGCCCAAAUUCACAACAGAAGAGUCUACGCAAGUUAAAGGCGCUAUAGACUUCAUAGCCCUGAACCAUUAUCAAACAGUACAUGUCAAAGACAGCCCCAGCAGCCUGGGACUUAAAAUCAGGGACUUCAAUGACGAUGGAGCAUUUGAAGUUAUAUAUACUGAUGAUGAUUCUCCUCCAGGUCAGACUGAGUAUCCAGUGACACACCCGGGGCUAGGAGGAGUAUUACAAUAUCUCAAGCAAGCUUAUGGCAACCUACCUAUAUAUAUUCAUGAAAAUGGUCAAAUGACACCACGAAAUGCGACGUUAAAUGAUACAAGUAGGGUACUGUAUCUGCAAGCUUACAUUGGGAAUUUGCUUGAUGCUAUGAGGAAUGGAUCAAACGUCAAAGGCUACUUCAUGUGGUCGUUCCUAGAUUGUUUUGAGUUAAUGGACGCAUAUGGUUCGGGAUUUGGUCUAUACUAUGUGGAUUUGGAUGACAAAGAAUUACGAAGAUAUCCAAAGCUUUCUGCACAUUGGUACUCUAAUUUCUUGAAGGGGCAAGGUUCCAAACAUAGUGCAGUUUAUAAGAUUGAGGACAACAAAGUACUUCAUUCUUCCCAAUAAGUAUUUUGUGGUUGCCAAUAUAUCUCACAACAAUGAUGUAUUUCAGAAAUAUCAGCUGAUUUUGUUUCCAAUUCUUGCAUACAGUAAUUCAUCAGGUCUAAAUUAGUCGUGUAACCUUGUAUAAUCAUAAUCCUAAUAGUGAAUUAUUUAUAAUCUGGAGGCAGCA
Molecule: messenger RNA, 1870 nt
Organism: Lycium ferocissimum
Lineage: Eukaryota; Viridiplantae; Streptophyta; Magnoliopsida; Solanales; Solanaceae
Product: beta-glucosidase 11-like
Exons: 12
Coding region: 52-1704 (550 amino acids)
Biological process (GO): carbohydrate metabolic process
Molecular function (GO): beta-glucosidase activity
Source: RefSeq, a predicted model, not a curated record